AUGUAUCCGAUCCUCUUCCGCGUCGGCGACAUCCCCAUCGACAGCUACGUCACGUUGAUGGUGCUCGGCUAUAUCGCCGCGCUUGGAGCGAUCUUCUACGUGACGCCCAAGGGCGGCGACGCUCGUAAGACCGGUAGCCUCGAUCGGCCGCAAGUCUGGGAUCUCUUCAUCGUCAUGGUGGUGAGUUCGGUGAUCGGCGCGAAGCUCGGUCACGUUUUCUUCGAGGCGCCCGGUCAUACGACGGAGUCGGGUGCGCCGAUCAAUUCACUCAUCGAACUUCUUCAGGACGACCCGUGGCACUGGGCGCGACUCGGCGAGUCCGGCUACGUUUGGUACGGCGGAAUGCUCGGCGCGCUCUUGGUUGCGGUCUUCUAUUUCUAUCGCCGCCCGCAUCUCAAAGGCUGGCUCUACGCGGAUGCGUUCGCCCCGGCCAUCAUGCUCGGCGCGGCGUUGGGACGGAUGGGCUGCUUUCUCGCCGGGUGCUGUUACGGCGACCCGACCGACGGCCCGUUUGGCAUUCAGUUUCCGCGGCUUCCGAGUCCGGUCCAUCCGACGCAGCUCUACGACGCCACGAUCGCGGCGGCCCUCGGGCUCUUCUUGUUGUGGCGCUUCGGUCGUCGCCGAUUCCACGGUGAGAACAUUGCCCUGUUGUUGAUGACGUAUCCGGUCAUGCGGGCGACGACAGAGAUUUUUCGCGGGGACGCCGAGCGAGGGGAGUACGGGGCGAUCUCGACGUCUCAGAUCAUCUCGAUCCCGCUCUUUUUCAUCGGGGUCUGGUUGUACUUUCACCGACGUAAGUCACCGAUCGCGCCCACGCCGCCGGAAGAGUAA
Messenger RNA from Nerophis lumbriciformis (worm pipefish), 831 nucleotides. The record is from RefSeq and is a predicted model, not a curated record. Lineage: Eukaryota; Metazoa; Chordata; Actinopteri; Syngnathiformes; Syngnathidae.